AUUGUAUGUUUUAAAAGUUGUUUGGGUCUUUGUUGCUUUUUUUAUUUAGGUAGGUAGGUAAAGUUCAGUUUUCGAUUGGUCCAUUUCAUUUUAUGUAAGUGGAAUUUGCCAAAGAUUAUAAACAGUUGGACUAAAAAGCUACUUUUCUUGUCCACUUAGUUAUUUUUUAAAAUAAAUUAAAAUAUCACUUCCAUAAAGCGUGACCAUUUGACCAGUUUUUCUAGAUAGAAAGUUUUGCAUAUCAAUCCAAAAUAUUUUCAAAUACAUAAAAUGGAAAAAUCAAUGAAAAUGCGUUCCUUGUUUAGACCACAGAAAUCACAGGAAUAAUUAAUAUUCAGUUUAAACCUGCCCAGAAUGUGCUUUAUGGGAUAUAUUCCCUGUAAAAAUCUAAUUUAAUAUGAUAUUUAUCUGAUAUUCUCCAUCAGCCUUUUUCCAAUUCAAGUCACCAUAAAUAGAAAACCAGAACAUUUGCAAUGUGGCAAUAUUAUUAUCUACAAGGAUACUCCAGAUAUGUUUAUUACAAAAUUUUAAGACAUCCAAAUCACCAACGAAGGUAUUCCUUCUCUAAUCUGAUGACUGACUUGUGACAUCAUGAGAAUUUCUCAGAACCUGCAAAGCUGAAAACCAUCUUUUUAUUUUAUUUAUAACUUUAUUGACAAAAUUGAACUUACAACAGGUUUACUGUUUCAGCAACAGUAACAAGGCAAUGUAUGCUCAAGAUAGUACACAGAUAAUAUUACAUCAAUAAAGAAAGAAAACGCAAAAGAAAAAAUAAACACAAUAAAAUAAUCAAAUUUGUUACAUAAGGCUCCAGUUUUCAGAGCUGUAGAGUUUGUGCAGUAUUUCAAGUGUGUCCAGGUAGGACUUUAAUUAGGACAUGAAGCGACAGUAAGGUUGGGUUUACUGGCGUGUAUGUGAAAUUUUGCUAAUAAAGAAAUAAGAUUAUUAUUUUACCUUUAUUUUUACCAGGAAGUCCCAUUAAGAUCAAAAAUCUCUUUUACAAGAGAGACCUGGUCAAGGUAGCAGCUGUACAAAAUCAAAAUGCAACAUAGACAUCGUGAUAAACAAAAAUUCACAAUAAAACAGAGGAACAGCUAUUCAAACACAACUUCAUCCCUCCAUCACCACAUUCUUUAUGAUGCCCUGAAAUUCAUCAAUGGAUAUAAAUGUUUUUCUUUUUGCAGAUUUACAGACACGUUUUCUUGACAGGCAUUUCAUCAGCAAAAAACAAACAAACCCUGAGCUGAGUUGAGUAUCUAAUUUUUGGUAAAAAAAAAAAAGAAAAAAAAAAGGUCACAGCCUACCAAAAAGUCUGACUAAAGGUACAGUCCCAAAAAAAGCUGAGUUAUCAUUUCAUCUGUGUGGUGACAGAAGGAACCAAGAGGGUCAACAUUUAGCCUGCAUUUUACAAUAACUGGACAACACCUGUGCAUUAUUUUCAGACACCUCUUGCACCUUAUUUGAAACAAAAAACAAACAGACAAAAAAUCCUGAGUAAUAACCUUGUUUUUUCCAGUCUAUCCCAAUAUACAGAUUAUUCUAAACAAAUGCUAACUGUGCCCAUCUGGAUUAUUUCCCUUAUGAUUCAUUAUUAGUUUGUAUUUAUAUAGUUUUUAUAUGUAUAAUUCUGGUGAAGUAGUGCUGAAAACCAUCUUCAUCUUCAUCUUCAUCGUGUCUCCAAAAAGCUCUCUGACGUCAGAGGAGCGGAGGCUGUGCUGCGUGCGCGUUCAUGACCUAAAUGUGAACCGUCCUCUCUGACGUCACCGCCCUCUGAUCAUCCGAAAUCCCUGAUAACGCGGUGCGCGCUCCCGCUCUGCUCUGCUCUGAAUGGGGGCUCAGUCCAGCCUCAGUAGUAUAUCCGCUCCUCCAGCCCGGUCUGCUGCUCUCAGACGCACCGGUCGCCGACAGCCCCGCUCCUCCGUGUACUGACGGGCGGAGCUGUCUCUGUCUGUCCAGGAAUGAGAAAUGAUGGCCGGCUCUGCAGCAGAGGAGAAAACCUUCCGACGGUUCCUGGAGCUCUUCCUCCGGGAGAUGAGAAUGCCUCUGCAGGAGAGCGACCCGGUGCCGACGCGCCCCUUGUCGGACCUGGUGACCGAGGACGAGGUGGAGGGGGAAUGCCUCGACCUGUGUCUCCAGUUCCUCUACAAAUAUAACUGUCCGUGCUCCCUGGCUGCAGCCCUGGCCAGAGCCACAGCAGACAGCAUGCUGCAGACUGACCUCUCCAUCCAUCACCUCAAUAAGACUGUAGAAGAUGGAGCUGACCCAUUACCACAGAUGGAGUCUGUGAAGUUCGCCCGGCUGGUGUUUAACAGACUGUUUGAGAUGUGCUGCCUCUGGAUGAAGGAGAUGCCCUUCCGCCGCCGUCCACAGCCAUACUACGAAACCUCCAUCCACGCCAUCAAGAACAUGAGGCGCAAGAUGGAGGACAAGCACGUCAUCAUCCCUGACUUCAACACACUCUUCAACCUUCAGGAUCUGGAAGAACAGGCUUUCUUUGCUGUGUUUGAUGGGCAUGGCGGUGUGGACGCUGCUAUUUACGCCGCCAACCAUCUCCACGUCAACUUGGUGCAUCAGGAAUCCUUCAGCCAGGACCCCUCAGAGGCCCUCUGCAGAGCCUUCAAACUCACUGAUGAACGCUUUGUGAAGAAGGCCUCACGAGAGCACCUGCGUUGUGGCACAACAGGCGUGGUGACGUUCCUGCGGGGUCGGACGUUGUACGUGGCCUGGCUGGGAGACUCCCAGGUCAUUCUGGUCAGGAAAGGACAGGUUGUGGAGCUGAUGAAACCACAUAAACCAGACAGAGAGGAUGAGAAGCAGAGGAUCGAAGCUCUGGGAGGCUGUGUGAUCUGGUUCGGCACAUGGAGGGUUAAUGGCAGUCUGUCUGUAUCCAGAGCAAUAGGCGACUCGGAGCACAAGCCCUACAUCUGUGGUGAUGCAGACCAUGGUAUCUUCCCACUGGAUGGCUCAGAAGACUACCUGAUUCUGGCCUGUGAUGGCUUCUGGGACACAGUGAGUCCAGAUGAGGCGGUGCGGGUGGUCAGCGACCACCUCCAGGAGAACACUGGAGAUACCACCAUGGUGGCCCACAAGUUGGUGGCCUCAGCCCGAGAUGCGGGCUCUAGUGAUAACAUCACUGUCAUAGUGGUCUUCCUGCGGGACCCACGCUCCCCACCACCCACCAGCACUGAGGACGAUGAGGAGGGCGUGGUGGAGGGAGAAGUGGAGGAAGAGCAGGUAGCAGAGGUGGAAGAGGAGGAACAGGAAGAGGAAGAGGAGGAGGAAGAGGCAGUCAGGGUAGAACGUGAUGGUGGAGAGGGAGGCAGCAAUGCGGACAUCGGGGGGAAAAGUCGCGGCGGCUGGCCCCUGCAGCAGUGCUCGGCCCCCGCUGACCUUGGCUAUGAAGACCGAACGGACUCGUUCACGGACAGAACUAGCCUCAGCCUUCUGGGGCCGUCGCUGGAGGGCCGCAUCUCCCUGACCCAGGGCUCACGGCAGCCCUGCUCCAACUUUAGCCCCGACCUCUUCAAAGCCUCCCACAUCUACCAAGAGAAACACCCACUGAGGCGCAGGUCCUGUAUCCCUUUUCAGGAGUCCAGCAUUGCUGGCUUCACGGACCCACUGUGGCCCCAGACAGCCGUGCUGUUCGGCCAGGCAGUGAGGCGAAGCCGCAGGCUUGGAUAUGGUAGUCGCCGGUGGAGCCGGAGGUGGCCAGGCAGAUCUAGGGAGAUGCUAGGCCUGUUACCGUCUGGCCACUUGCUGCCCCACACGCAGCGCUACUCCAACUGGAGGCCUGGAGUGGCAGUGCCUCAACUGCCCCACGAUGCCACCAUCUGAAGAGGUGACCCAAACCAAACCAUCUCCAUUUAUUCAGUCCUGCUCCCUGCCCCUCAGCCCACCCACCCACCUCUGCCUUCAACAACACGUCUUUCUUUGAUAGUAGGUAGUUGUGGCUCCCGCAGUUGUUACGUGAUUAUUGAAUCUCUGUUGGAAGAGUGGUGCUCUCUGUCCUAAGCUGAAAUGUUUCCAAAUGUAAGCUGGCCCACUAAACACAAGCCCCACUCCUUAAUGCUGUAGGUAAAGCGCAAAGCUGCAUCCUCUCCCUUGUGACCAUUGAUCAGUCAAUAUGAAGCCAUAGCUGGAGAUGUAGGUUGAUCAAAUGUGUUCAGACUGAACAAGAAAUUAAUUUAGACAAGAACAGACACAGUUUGCUGUAGGCAGUGCAAAAAACAUUUUAAAAAAAGUUGUCUCUUAUGUUAAGUUGAGUGAUUCCACUUCAUGAAUGGGGAAAAGGGAGACCGUUUAGAAGCAAAUAAAAGAAUAAUAAUUUAGAAGAAAAAUAAUUUUAAAAUCAGUGCCUGGACUCUGAGCUGCCACAAACACACAAGUACAACUACACACGCUUUCCGCGUGUGUGUCAUUAGAUAGCUGGAGCUGAAGUCUGUGUUGGACAGACUCCUCUCUUUCACUCCAGCGCUAAACUUAUUGUAUAUAAAAUGAGUUCACUUUACAUUCAGUCUGAACACAAUUUAUUUACACAGUUUAAUUUAUGCUUGGUCGCUCCACACCCUUGGCAGUGUCUCUAGAAAGAAAUUAUGAAUUUUGGACAAGAAAAAGUGUUGUAGGACAUAUUUGUUGCUCAUGGGUACAUGCAGAAAGAAAAAAAAUUGAACCUCGAUAUGUGCACGGAGGGCAUCAUGUUCAAACUAACAAGCUGAUCGAUACAGGACUUAUUAGGGCAGCCAAUAUCAAUAUUUGAGAGUUAGAUAAUCCAAUAAUAACAUAUUGUUUUUUAAGAUGACUCAAAUGUUUGAUAAGGAUCCCUUGAAUUGCAAUAAGGAUAUUUACUAGGUGGAACAUGUAAUAGGGACACUGUUUCCAAAACCUCAAACAUGUUUUUGGCAUUCUUUACUGCAAUUUCUUGUUACAUAUUGUGCAAUACAUGUGCCACCGCCUAGAUAUUUUUUUCUAACCUAAUAUUAGUGGAAAAUAUUGGACAUGUUGAUGAAUCAGCCGGGCUCCAGUUGAAACCGUACCUUCCGCAAACUGUUGCCACAAAGUUGUCUUGUCUAAAAUAUCAAUGUUACUGUAGCAAUAACAUUUCCCCUCAUAAGAACUAAGGGACCAAAUUAUGAAAAACAACCCCAAUCAUCAUUUAAAUGAGCCAUUUAUACAUAUUUAUUUUGUACAUCCAAGAGAACAAGGACAGCUUUCUAGUCAUACCAGCACAGUGAAAGAGGCGGACUGUGUGAUCAGUCCACUUCUCUUUUCUUUCUAUUUAAUGUCACCCAGGUGCGAACGCAGGGUGAGGUGACACAUCUUAUGUCUUGAGACAGCUGUCGAGAAUGUCGAGCAACUGAGCAUUAAAUUAAGCUCCAAUGGCCUAGCUUGCCUCUUUGUCCCUUCAGGAAUCCUUUGGUGGCAGAUGAAUAAAGUUCAGCCAGAACAAUUGUUGCUCCUGCUCUCUGGGACUGAAGGCACAUGUUGUUCUGCCCCCUCUCAUACAGUCAAUGACCCAGCCAUUAUCCUUCCACAGUUUGUCUAUGGAUAAAAGCACUAAACACCAGAUUAUAAAAGAUUAGCAGUCACUUACCUGAAUAAAUGCUUCAU
Messenger RNA from Thunnus maccoyii (southern bluefin tuna), 5607 nucleotides. It is a transcript of the gene ppm1e, whose product is annotated as protein phosphatase, Mg2+/Mn2+ dependent, 1E. Lineage: Eukaryota; Metazoa; Chordata; Actinopteri; Scombriformes; Scombridae. Gene Ontology annotation, biological process: negative regulation of protein kinase activity; protein dephosphorylation. Gene Ontology annotation, molecular function: protein serine/threonine phosphatase activity; cation binding. The transcript is spliced from 8 exons. The coding region runs from base 1966 to 3834 and encodes 622 amino acids. The record is from RefSeq and is a predicted model, not a curated record.